Molecule: messenger RNA, 519 nt
Organism: Rattus rattus (black rat)
Lineage: Eukaryota; Metazoa; Chordata; Mammalia; Rodentia; Muridae
Source: the annotation of a RefSeq genome assembly
AUGACAAAUUAUAUGUUUAUUUUAAGUUUAUUAUUUUUGACAGGUUGUUUAGGGUUGGCGUUGAAGCCUUCACCUAUUUAUGGUGGAUUUGGUUUGAUUGUUAGUGGAUGUAUUGGGUGUUUAAUAGUAUUGGGUUUUGGGGGUUCUUUUUUAGGUUUAAUGGUGUUUUUGAUUUAUUUGGGUGGGAUGUUGGUUGUAUUUGGUUAUACAACUGCUAUGGCUACUGAGGAAUACCCAGAGACUUGGGGUUCUAAUUGGUUUAUUUUUGGUUUUUUUGUUUUAGGCCUUUUUAUGGAGUUAGUGAUAUUUUAUCUACUUAGUUUAAAUAAUAAGGUAGAGUUAGUUGAUUUUGAUAGUUUGGGUGACUGAUUAAUAUAUGAGAUUGAUGAUGUUGGAGUCAUAUUGGAGGGUGGAAUUGGGGUUGCAGCUAUGUAUAGUUGUGUUACUUGGAUAAUGGUAGUGGCUGGGUGAUCAUUGUUUGCAGGGAUUUUUAUUAUUAUUGAAAUCACUCGGGAUUAA